AUGAACUACUUAAACGUGGUGCGCAGCGCCGGCGAUGGAAUCAGAGUGACCUUCUGUGACAGCCCCGUACAGGUUACUAACUCAACGGUCAGCUAUAACAGAGGUCAUGGCAUCGUGAUCGAUCGUACUUUCGAUGGGCGGGUGUUUAUCAAUGAAACGCGAGUUGAAUGGAACUACGGAGACGGAAUACGUUAUAUUCCUCAACUUGGCUUAUCGUACCAUCCAGUGAUCGACGGCACAGUCGGUCGCGAUUCGGUCGCAUACUACGAGCCGGAAAAGCCAGAGGUGGACAUUUGCUCACAGCGCAAUCUCGACGGUCGAAGCAGGUUAUUCCCUCGUACGUUUUCAGCCUCCCUCAUCAACGGAACAAUGCUUUUGGCCGAUUCGGCUCCGUUUCCUUGUUACGCGGUACGUGUUCCAUGAAA
Messenger RNA from Soboliphyme baturini, 425 nucleotides. Lineage: Eukaryota; Metazoa; Nematoda; Enoplea; Dioctophymatida; Soboliphymatidae. The record is from the annotation of a GenBank genome assembly.